Messenger RNA from Euleptes europaea (tarantolino), 1258 nucleotides. It is a transcript of the gene MMAA, whose product is annotated as metabolism of cobalamin associated A. Bases 1 to 1257 code for a protein of 418 amino acids. Gene Ontology annotation, cellular component: cytoplasm. The transcript has 6 exons. The record is from RefSeq and is a predicted model, not a curated record. Lineage: Eukaryota; Metazoa; Chordata; Lepidosauria; Squamata; Sphaerodactylidae. Gene Ontology annotation, molecular function: GTP binding; GTPase activity.
AUGAAUGCGUCAUCAAUGCUGCUACGAUUUCCUCCUGACCGGUUUUUAAAGACUAUUAGGAAGAGUACUUUGAAUAGUUUUUGUUUGAGGCCCCUUCCAGGAUCUGCUGUUCCGUAUGGCCGCCUGGCUAAUUUGCCACAGCCCCAUUUUGUAAGGCGAAUGAUGAUAUCUUCAAAGGGCUUGAAGACUGGCUGGUGUUGUCCAGCAGCAGCAGAACAACAACUGCAGGAACUCUCCGCUAAGGAGCAAAGACUCUUAGAGAAACUGUACAACGGACUUGUCCGUGGGGACAGGGCCUGCUUGGCGGAAGCCAUUACUCUUGUAGAAUCCACACACAGCAGGAAAAAGGAGAUGGCGCAGGUGCUCCUUCAGAAGGUACUAUCCUACCACAGAGAACAAGAACAGUUAAAUAAAGGAAAGCCACUAGCCUUUAGAGUGGGAUUAUCUGGCCCCCCUGGUGCUGGGAAAUCAACAUUUAUUGAAUGCUUUGGGAAAAUGCUCACAGAAAGAGGGCACAAAGUAUCUGUGCUGGCUGUGGACCCUUCCUCUAGUACAAGUGGUGGAUCCCUGUUGGGUGAUAAAACCCGAAUGAUUGAGUUGUCAAGAGACAUGAAUGCUUACAUCAGGCCGUCUCCAACCAGAGGAACGCUGGGUGGUGUGACACGGACCACUAAUGAAGUCAUUUUGCUGUGUGAAGGAGGAGGCUAUGACAUUGUUCUCGUGGAAACAGUAGGUGUGGGGCAAUCAGAGUUUGCUGUUGCUGAUAUGGUUGAUAUGUUUGUAUUGCUGUUGCCACCAGCAGGAGGUGAUGAAUUACAGGGUAUCAAACGAGGGAUCAUUGAGAUGGCAGAUCUCGUUGCUGUAACCAAAGCUGAUGGAGAUUUAAUUGUGCCAGCACGGAGAAUUCAAGCAGAAUAUAUCAGUGCGCUGAAGUUGCUCCGCAAGCGCUCCAAGGUUUGGAGCCCAAAGGUCAUGCGGAUCUCUGCCAGGACUGGAGAAGGCAUCUCUGACGUGUGGGAUAAGAUGACAGAAUUCCGAGACCUCAUGCUUGCAAGUGGCGAGUUGAUCACCAAACGGCAGAGACAGCAGAAAGUGUGGAUGUGGAAUGUAAUUCAAGAAAACAUGCUGGACCAUUUCCGGAGUCACUUGGCAGUGAGAGAUCAGAUUCCGCUUCUGGAGGAGAAGGUGGUCAGUGGGAUCCUGUCUCCAGGGCUGGCGGCAGACCUAUUGCUAAAAGCAUUUAAGGGGAGAUCCUAAC